Molecule: messenger RNA, 422 nt
Organism: Ceratosolen solmsi marchali
Lineage: Eukaryota; Metazoa; Arthropoda; Insecta; Hymenoptera; Agaonidae
Product: trypsin, alkaline C-like
Exons: 2
Coding region: 21-407 (128 amino acids)
Biological process (GO): proteolysis
Molecular function (GO): serine-type endopeptidase activity
Source: RefSeq, a predicted model, not a curated record
AUUUAUUUAGAAUAGUCAAAAUGAGGCUUCAAAUUGGAAUCUUUUUAUUUGUAUUAUCCACUGCCGGGGUAUUCGCGAAAAUUCAACGGAUCCUUAGGGGUCAAGGUACUGAUGUCAGAACAUAUCCAUUUAUGGCAUCGAUAAGAUAUGCCAGUAGUAAUAUAAUAGCCUGUGGUGGUUCAAUAAUCAGCAAUCAACAUAUUCUGACAGCCGCUCAUUGCCUUUUCUAUGAUUCAACGAAUUACAAUCGUUUUUUAAUAUAUACUGGUAUAACUGAUACGAGUACCACUGACGGACAAGUACAUAGAAUUGAUCAAGUUUUCUAUCAUCCUAGAUUUACAGGGGUUAAAAGUCAGAAAGAGAUGGAUCGCCAUGAUCUCGCAAUUGUUAAGGUGCAAAGCUUUUAAUAAAUGAAAAAAUAG